Sarcophilus harrisii (Tasmanian devil) is the source of this 1802-nucleotide messenger RNA. It is a transcript of the gene UFM1, whose product is annotated as ubiquitin fold modifier 1. The record is from RefSeq and is a predicted model, not a curated record. Gene Ontology annotation, biological process: protein K69-linked ufmylation. The coding region runs from base 145 to 402 and encodes 85 amino acids. Gene Ontology annotation, cellular component: nucleus; cytoplasm. The transcript has 7 exons. NCBI's taxonomy places the organism in Eukaryota, Metazoa, Chordata, Mammalia, Dasyuromorphia, Dasyuridae.
AGCGGAGGGAGACGUGUACCCUGUAGUAGUGAGCAAAAGAGCGCCGGCUUUGGGUGCGGGGGCUGUGGAAAACUGAACAAUCUAAGCGGGAGGAGUGAUCCGAGCAUCGCCGUGAGCUUCCCCGAGUCCAACCACGGCCUCACUAUGUCCAAAGUUUCCUUUAAGAUCACGCUGACCUCGGACCCGAGGCUGCCGUACAAAGUACUCAGUGUUCCCGAAAAUACUCCUUUCACGGCAGUUUUAAAAUUUGCUGCAGAAGAAUUUAAAGUUCCUGCAGCAACAAGUGCUAUAAUUACAAAUGAUGGAAUAGGAAUAAAUCCUGCACAGACUGCUGGGAAUGUUUUCCUAAAGCAUGGCUCAGAACUACGAAUAAUUCCUAGAGAUCGUGUUGGGAACUGUUAAUUUCUGCUGAAUGAAAAUCUGCCAUUAUCUUUCCAAAUAAACAUCGGUCUCAGUUGAUUCCUGUUUUUCAUUUGGAUUUCCAGUUAACUCAGAAGUAUUCUCAACUGAACAAUAUGAACUUAUUUUAAUUAUGGAAAAUGACAUCUUACACCAACUAGUCUACCUAUAUUCCUGCAGAAUUGAAUGUAGUUAGUAGUGGGAAUUUUAAAGUAAAUUUAACAUAACUGUUGCUAAAUUACAUACCUUCAUGUAUAUAUUCUAAGAGCUCUCAUAUAAUCUUGAUCUCAUGUGGAUAAUUCUGCCUUGAAAUCUGAAAGGGAAUGAAUACCAUUGAGAAGAUCUGAAAUGCAAAGCUCAAGAAAGUGCCAUAAUCUACUUUUUGAUGUGUGCUGAACCCAAAUUUCAAGAGGCCUGGCAGGGCAGAAGAAGACAAUUUAAGUACCAUGAUCACUAAAAAGAGAAAAGUCAGUUAAACUAACUAGGUUUAACUAAAGGGGUAGGAAAGAAUUGGUCAAGUCACAUAAGCAACAGACUAAAGAAGAAAAAUACAAAUAAUUAGAUUGUCUAAAUAAGCAACAGAAGAGAGCCAAGUAUAUACUCUUAACUAUAAAGGAUAAAACUGUAAAGGAUAAAACAUCUUUGCCUUUCCAAAAAUUAUUUUCUCCUUUCUUACACGAAAAAGAAGAGAUAGACCUUACAGAAAGGAAAUGAAUAAUUAUAGUUGGAAAGUGUUAAUGCACAGGUAUAAUACUUAGUAUGCUGACUUCUGUACAUUGUAUGAAAUCAAGGCUCAGAAAAAAAAAUGUAGCUUAAGUUCUCUGUUACUUUGUAAUAAAACACAAGUGGUAUAUACAGCAGUGUUUGAAAAAUGGCACCUCCAAACCAAGUUUUCUAUCAUUUGUUUUCAAUGAUAUCAUCUAUGGCAUUCCUGUUUCUGACCUAAAAGUCAUUGAAAAGGCAAAAGAGUCUUACUAAAAAAUGAAACUGAAUUAUCUGUGUGUAUUUUCUGAAGGAUGUUCUUGGUAUUAUACAGUUAUAAAUGACAUUAGAAAGCAAGAUUUGAUUGAUUUUAAUUAUAACUUAAGGCAUAGGAAGAUUGUUAGCCAUCAAAAUGCAGCUAGUUUGGUAAAGGCAGAAAAAUUAAGACAAUAAAAGUGAACUAUUAUAUUUUUUAAAGAUUUUUACCUGGAAGAAUAAAACAUUAGCCAUUAGUUAUGCAGACCCAUAAGCAUUCCAGUUAAUCAAGGCUAUAUUUUAAUAUUGUUUUAUAAGUCAAAGUAUGCUUGCAUUUAUGUGCUGCAGAAAAAAGAAAAUGGUGCAAUGAAAUAAUUUACGUUAUUAUGUUUUAAUUUGUUAAUAUUUGUGUAUUAAAUUCUCAUUAAAGGAAAAUUACAUCAAAA